Diachasma alloeum is the source of this 1110-nucleotide messenger RNA. RefSeq lists its product as uncharacterized. Bases 1 to 1110 code for a protein of 369 amino acids. Gene Ontology annotation, molecular function: odorant binding; olfactory receptor activity. Gene Ontology annotation, biological process: sensory perception of smell; detection of chemical stimulus involved in sensory perception of smell. The transcript is spliced from 6 exons. Lineage: Eukaryota; Metazoa; Arthropoda; Insecta; Hymenoptera; Braconidae. The record is from RefSeq and is a predicted model, not a curated record. Gene Ontology annotation, cellular component: plasma membrane.
AUGACGCCAGAGAGAAUUUAUCGUAUCUUGAAAUUUUUCGGUAGAUUGAGUUGCACGUGGCCACCGGAGGAAAAUGACAAUAAAUUCCGGAGGAUAAUCAAUGAUCUACAAUUUAUCGUCAUGAUGACAAAUGUCAUCGCUCUCCUGGUGCCACUCAUGUGCGGAGUUUAUCACAAUCGCCAUCACGUCAGCACCGCGAUGAAGGCCCUCUCGGAAUUAACGGCUCUCGGUGAUGUCUUGUUCAAUCUGAUUCUGUGCAGAGUGCAACGGGAUCGUUUGCGGGGAUUAUUAAUGGAAGUGAACACCUACGCCAACACAGUCGAAGGAGACGAGAGGAAAAUAUUUCAUCGAAGUGUCAACCAGUACCUACCAUUUUGUGCAUUCGUUGGACUAUCAUAUCUCCAAACAGCUAUUGCAUUUUCCUUCGGGCCGCUCGUUAUGUCAUCAAUACUCCCUGGCGAUACUUGGUAUCCAUUUCCCAUCGAAAUAUUUUCCACCGUAUACUUUCUGGUGUACAUCCAACAAGUCGUCGCUAUUAUUCAAACGGGAAUGUGUAUCACCGUGGAUUUCAUGGUUGCAUAUCUUCUCAGUUAUCUCUCAGCAAGAUUACAAAUACUGAAUAUUGAAUUUCGAAGAGUUGGAAAUCGGAGACAUCUCCAUGCGUGCAUAAAACAACACCUGGAAUUUAUAAGAUUUACAGGUGAACUUCGCACAGCCGUUCGAUUUAUCAUUGUUAAGGGGAUUGUCACCAUGGCCAUGGCUGCUAUUUUCGGGGCUUUCCCCAUUAUUGAGAAUGAACCUCUACCCGUCAUUUCUCAAUUUAUCCUCAUGGUAAUCGGUGGUUGUUUGCGACUCUACGUAAGUGCCUGGCCAGCGGAUGAUGUCCGCGAGAUGAGUGAACGAAUUGGGUGGUCGAGCUACGCAUCCCCAUGGAUCGGGAGUUCACGAGAGAUGCAGAGAGCUAUCAGUAUUGUUGUUCAUCGAGCUCACAGACCACUCGUUAUUGCGGUUCAUGGAAUUCUUCCUGCGUUAACUUUGAAGUUUUAUGCAUCUUUUUUGUCAUCAACCCUUUCGUACUUCAUGACUCUCCGAGCUGUACUGCGCAACUAA